Molecule: messenger RNA, 2832 nt
Organism: Entamoeba dispar SAW760
Lineage: Eukaryota; Evosea; Mastigamoebida; Endamoebidae
Exons: 1
Coding region: 1-2832 (943 amino acids)
Biological process (GO): Notch signaling pathway; protein ubiquitination
Source: RefSeq, a predicted model, not a curated record
AUGAGUCAAAGGAAUCGUACAACAUUAAGAGAUAAUCCAAGUGGUUCAAAGAAGUUAAUGUCAAAAAUAGAAGAGAAAGAAGACAUUGGAUUUUUUGUAGGAAGUGAUUAUACAAAUUUUAUUAAAUCAAGAUUUAAGACAGAAGAAUCCAUUUGUUGUGUAUUUGCAUUAAAAGAAAAAGUAAUAGUAGGGUCAACAGUAGGAAGAGUUUAUUUCUUUAAUAAAGGAGAAGAAGAUAUUGGAGGAGAAGGUAUUUUUAAUUCAACUCCAGUUCUUGGAUUUGCAUUAGACUCACGUGGACAUGUUUUAGUUAUUCAAGAGAAUAAUAUUCAUGGAAUUGAUCCAAAUGAUGGAAGAAUUGAAAUGAAUUUAGUUUCAUUUACUGAUGAACAAGUUACAAAUACAACAUUUGAUCAACAAAACCCAUUACAAUAUUGUUGUGUUAUUAAACAUUUAAAAACUAAACAAAUUACUUUAAAAAUUACAUUAAUUAGAAGUCCAGGAGAACGACCGACCAUAUUAACUGAUAGUUUACAAAGAAGUUAUAUUAAUCAAAUGAAAUGGAUUGGAAAUACUGUUGUAAUUGUUAUGUCAAAUAGAAGUGGGGAUGGAAUGAAUAGAGAUAUUAUUGUUUAUUUUUAUGAUAUUAAUGCUAGACAACAUUCAAUUAUACCUUUUAAUAAUAUUGAAGUUAAAAGUAGUACUUCUUGUUGUGUUUCACCAUUAAAUAAAGAGGUAAUGGUUUUAACAUGGGGAAAUUUAAAAGGAGAAUUUCGUGCAGUUCCUGGAUAUGAUGUUUCAACUCCAAAAACUUUUAAUGCACCAACUGCAUUUUUUGUUCCACGAGGAGUUAAUGAAAUUUAUAGUCUUGGAUUGUUAAAUGAUAAAAUGGUAGGAUUUGUAAAUUGUAAAGAUCAAGGAGCAAAAUAUGGACUUAAAGUUCUUGUAAGCAAUGAUGAACGAGAUAAAAAAGCAACAUUUUCAUUGAUGCCAAAAGAAGAUAUUAGUGAAUAUUUUGAGUUAUAUUCUGAUAGAACAGAAGAAGAAGAAUAUCUUUGGUUAUUAACAGAAAGGAAAUUUAUGAAAGUUAAAAUGUUACAAGAUAGAGAUAUUAUUGAUAUAUGGAAAGAACAAAAAAGAUAUGAUCUAAUUCUUGAAAGAGUUAUUAAAAAAGAUAUGGAUAUUGAUAAAGAAGAAUUAAUUGAGUAUUGGCAAGAUUUAAUCUUAUCAGUUAUGGAUGGGGCAGUAACUGAGGUAGAAGAACCAUAUACCUUAAUGGAAGAAUACUUAGAAUCAGAUUCAAUGGAAUUAGAAGAUUUCUUAGAAAUUACUCAAAACUUUCAUAUUGAACCAAAAGAGUUUAGAGAAAAAGAUAGUAAAGAAGCAAGGGAAUAUGAAAAAUUAAAAGUCCAAAUGAAAGAUGGUUUGAAUAAAACAUUAUUAUUCUUUACUAAUUACACGAUUUUCUCAUUAAAAAAAAAUGAACAAAGAUAUUAUGAAUUAGUUAGUACAUAUAACACAUUUUAUAAUAAUAGAGAUAGAAAUUACGCAUAUGAAGACGCAUACAAUACAUUAGUUACAUACUCUAAAUUAAAAGAAACAAUUCAAAGAGUAAAAAGUGUAGAUAAAUAUGAUAAAAUUCCACAAGAUGAAUUAUUAGGAUUAAUGAGAAAAGAAUUAAACAAAUAUAAAACAUUACUUCUUUAUCCAAAUUUACCAACAAAUUUUCAAGAAAUUAUAUCAAAUAACACAAUUGGAUCAAAAUUUGAUGGAAGAAAUGAAGAUAGAAUUCGAUUUCAAAAAUUUAAUAUGCAUUAUAAAAUAGAAAAUUGUAUGUUUGAAGAAGCACAAAAUUUAAUUUUUAAAUUAAAAGACCCAAAUUUAUUUAAAAUGUUUUUAGAAAAGCUUCAAUCAAUUUAUGAUUUACAUAUGCAAAAUAUUAUUGAAAAAGAAAAACAAGAAAUGGAAAUUAAAAAAGUAUUUGAAAAAGAAGGAUAUAAUCUUAAAAACCUUAGUGAUGUUUAUGUAAAUGAAGUAGGAGAAGUUAUGAAAAAAGCAGAAUCAAAUCCAUUAUUACAAUUUAGAUUAUAUCAACUAUUAUUUAAAUUAUUAAGUGAAAAAAAAUAUCCUAUUGAUAAUUAUGAAUCUAGAGUCGGUGGUGGGAUUCCUAAAUUAUUAUUUGAAGCUACAAAAGGAAGUAAAAAUACUCAUGAAAUGCAACAAAUUGUGAUUGCUUUUAUUUAUUCUACAAUUAGUGAUUAUAAUAAUUUAUUCGAUUUUAGAAAAAAUGAAAAAGCUGUUGAAUUAAUUACAAGUGUUAUGGAAAUCGUUAAUUCUUUAGAAGUCUCUAUUUCUCGUGAAGUUUUAAAAGCUCAAAAUUAUGGAAAUAAAAAAUGGAUUAUUACUUUAUUGUAUGAAUUAUCUGUUUAUAAAGAUCAAUUAUUAAAUGUCUUAGAUGAAGAUGAAACAAUGGAAACUUUUGCUCAACCUGUUUGUGAUGGUUUAAGAAAUGCUUCUUUAAGAUAUGAAGCCUUAUUAUCUGCUCAACACAUUGCCCAUCAACAACAAUUUGAUUAUGUCAAUAGUAUUAUCGAUAAUUCUAAAAAAGGAAUAAUAAUAGAAGAUAUAGAAGGAAAGUGUUGUAGUUGUAAUAGGUCUGUUGUAAAAAGAACUUUAUUUAAAUGUGGUCAUUGUAUGUGUGAUCAGUGUUUGGAAAAACUUACUGCUAAAGGAGCAAAUAUUGAAUGUUCUGUUUGUAAGAAUCAAAGAUUAACAGAACAAAAACAAAAAUCUCUUUCUUCUAUUCAAACCCCUCAUCAUAAAAAGAAGUAA